This is a messenger RNA of Vollenhovia emeryi, 1693 nucleotides long. RefSeq names its product mitochondrial import receptor subunit TOM20 homolog (gene Tom20). Gene Ontology annotation, biological process: protein targeting; tRNA import into mitochondrion; protein import into mitochondrial matrix. Gene Ontology annotation, molecular function: transmembrane protein transporter activity. Gene Ontology annotation, cellular component: mitochondrial outer membrane; mitochondrial outer membrane translocase complex. NCBI's taxonomy places the organism in Eukaryota, Metazoa, Arthropoda, Insecta, Hymenoptera, Formicidae. The coding region runs from base 121 to 558 and encodes 145 amino acids. The record is from RefSeq and is a predicted model, not a curated record. The transcript has 4 exons.
AAACAUUUCGCGGGCACGUUCAGCGCGCACGACAGGAAAGGCAACCUUUUCCGUGAUGGCCGAGGUUGUGGCGAGGUGCUCGUGAAUUCUCCGCGAUACAUCAGGGAUUUGUAUGUUAGAAUGACCAUGAUUUCCAAAACCGCGGUCGGCAUUGCCGUUGGCAUCGCCGGGAUCUUCGUCGGCUACUGCUUCUACUUCGACCAAAAGCGUCGCAGCGAUCCGGAUUUCAAAAAGAAGCUCCGCGAACGUAGGAAAGCCAAGAAGCAGGCGCAGAAGGCUUCGUCGAAGAUACCAGAUUUGAGGGAUCAUGAAUUAGUGCAGAAGUUCUUCUUGCAAGAGGUACAACUUGGGGAGGAGUUACUGGCCACUGGCAAUGUUGAGGAAGGGGUCGAGCAUCUGGCUAACGCAGUGGCGGUCUGUGGACAGCCGGCCCAGCUGUUGACGGUUCUCCAGAAGACUCUGCCGCCACCAAUUUUCCAGACUCUGGUGCAGCGACUGCCCCUCGUUGGCCAGAAAAUAGUGUCGCAAACUCAAAUGGCGGAAGAGGACGUUGAGUAGAGGGAUAUGAAGUUUCGUUGGCAAAUAUUAAAAUCUGAAAUUAGUAAAGAGUCAUGCUCAUUUUUGCACAGUACGAGUGCGAAUAUAGCUUACAUCUAAAAAAAUUCUACAAUUGUACAAUUUGUCGUUCCGUGUUGAACUUCCAUCUUGGUAGAUGUAUGUACCAAUCGUAAGGAAUUGUUACAAAUAUUCAGUAUUUUAUUUUGUUAUAAGCGGAUCUUUAUAUCCGUUUAUUGAAAUAAAAUGAAUUUUAAUUGAACAACGAUUCUGACCAUUUUUGACGGAAAGUUUACAGAAUCAAUACAAUAUUUACGUGUAUAUUCUGAUACCAAAUCAAGAUUUAAUUUCUCUGCAGUGUUGAGUGCAGUAUUGUAAGUUCUAGAAAAAUACAAAGAUCUCCACAGUUUACAUAAGGCUCUAAAUAUUUCCAUGAAAAGUAUAUUCGAUACAAAAUCUGGCGCGUUAAUAAAACAUUUGUAAUUUUAAUAAUUAGAUAAAUAACAAGGACUCUCAUUAAUGAAAUUAACAAGUGACAAGUAAACGGGACUCAAGAAAAAUGUGGUUUCAAAAUAUUUUCCGCGAGAAAAUCCAAAUAAAAUUUGUUUAAUGAUCAUUUAUAGCUUUAUAUCAAAAUCAAAAUAAUCAACGUGAGCAAAAGGAAAAGUGGUCACUUCUCCACGAUCGGUGAUCUGCACAUCGUUAACCGCGUUGAAUUCUGAAAGCCGUUUUCUGUGUUACCUGUUACUUGUUAAUUUGUAAUUUUAAUGGAUUUACAAUCUGAUAAAAUAUAAUGGUUCUGUCAUACUAUUUUGCAGUGACUCACUCUUCUUUAUAUUCAUUUUAUAUUCUGAGAAAAGUGAAAUUUAUCCUUAAGCCCACGUUUCUUCAUCUAUCCUAUGUUCACCAAUAUUUUCUAAUUCCAAAAAGACGUUUCGAUGUUUCAUGUAUAUUAUAUAUAUGUAAUUGUUUUGUUGUACAUAAAAGUUAAACAAGUUAUUAUAAAAUUAACGUUUUAUCGAAACAUGAUAAAUUUCUAAGCAGAUUACGUACAGCUAAUACUUUAGUCUGAUUCCGAACACAUAUGUGACGUAUAUGUUCAGGGAAUUGACGCUAAUAAAAUUAGUAAUAUUUAUUA